Molecule: messenger RNA, 3215 nt
Organism: Hipposideros armiger (great roundleaf bat)
Lineage: Eukaryota; Metazoa; Chordata; Mammalia; Chiroptera; Hipposideridae
Gene: POLH
Product: DNA polymerase eta
Exons: 11
Coding region: 277-2400 (707 amino acids)
Biological process (GO): response to radiation; error-prone translesion synthesis
Cellular component (GO): replication fork; nucleus; site of double-strand break
Molecular function (GO): damaged DNA binding; DNA-directed DNA polymerase activity
Source: RefSeq, a predicted model, not a curated record
GCUGUCUGAGAUCUGUCAGGAGAGCUGGUUGCUGAGCGCGCUGGCCUUGGCUGAAGCCAUCCGGGUGUGCGGGCGGAUGCCCGGGCAAGGAUCCUCUGCGACCCUUGGUCCAUUUCUUCAUCUUUGCGGGGAAUAAAUCUCUCGAUACCGACUGGCUUGCUCCCGGAAAGAGAACAGAUAUUCAAGAUCCCUUCAUCUUCCUUCCAGUGGACACCAAGCCCAGCAUCUGCGGCGUCCGCCGUUGACAGUUUUGCCAGGUGUUUGCCACAUUGAAAAAUGGCCAAUGGACAGGACCGGGUAGUCGCUCUAGUGGACAUGGACUGUUUUUUUGUUCAAGUGGAGCAGCGGCAGAAUGCUCAUUUGAGGAAUAAACCUUGUGCAGUCGUGCAGUACAAAUCAUGGAAAGGUGGUGGAAUAAUUGCAGUGAGUUAUGAAGCUCGUGCAUUUGGGGUCACUAGAAACAUGUGGGCAGAUGAUGCUAAGAAGUUAUGCCCAGAUCUUCUACUGGCACAAGUUCGUGAGUCCCGUGGGAAAGCUAACCUCACCAAGUACCGGGAAGCCAGUGUGGAAGUGAUGGAGGUAAUGUCUCGUUUUGCUAUAAUUGAACGCGCCAGCAUUGAUGAGGCUUAUGUAGACCUGACCAGUGCUGUACGAGAGAGACUAGAAAAGCUACAAGGUCAGCCUAUCUCGGCAGACUGGUUGCCAACCACCUACAUUGAAGGAUUGCCUCAAGGCCCUACGACAGCAGACGGGACUGUUCAGAAAGAGGAGAUGCGAAAACAAGGCUUAUUGCAAUGGCUUGAUUCUCUUCAGAUUGGUAAUGCCACCUCUCCGGACCUGCAGCUCACUGUGGGAGCAGUGAUUGUGGAAGAAAUGAGAGCAGCCAUAGAGAGGCAGACUGGCUUUCAGUGUUCAGCUGGAAUCUCACACAAUAAGGUCCUGGCUAAGCUGGCCUGUGGACUAAACAAGCCCAACCGCCAGACCCUGGUUUCACAUGGAUCAGUCCCACAACUCUUCAGCCACAUGCCUAUUGGCAAAAUCCGUAGUCUUGGAGGAAAGCUGGGGGCCUCUGUCAUUGAAAUCCUGGGGGUAGAAUACAUGGGUGAGCUGACGCAGUUCACCGAAUCCCAGCUCCAGAGUCAUUUUGGAGAGAAGAGUGGAUCUUGGCUAUACGCCAUGUGCCGUGGGAUUGAACAUGAUCCAGUUAAACCCCGGCAACUUCCCAAAACCAUUGGCUGCAGCAAGAACUUCCCAGGAAAAACAGCUCUGGCCACUCCAGAUCAGGUACAAUGGUGGCUUUGGCAAUUAGCCCAGGAACUGGAGGAGAGACUAAUCAAGGACCGAAAUGAUAAUGACAGGGUGGCCACACAGCUGACUGUGAGCAUUCGGGUACAAGGUGACAAGCGUCUCAGCAGCCUGCGCCGCUGCUGUGCCCUCACCCGCUAUGACGCUCACAGGAUGAGCCGCGAUGCAUUUGCUGUCAUCAGGAACUGUAACACUUCGGGAGUCCAAACCAUAUGGUCCCCUCCCCUCACGAUGCUGUUUCUCUGUGCGACCAAAUUCUCUUCCUCUGCCCCUUCAUCUAUCACAGACAUCACUGUCUUCCUGAGCAAUGACCCAAGUUCUCCAUCAAAGGCGCCAAUUACUAGUCCAGAAGCUAAGACCCAGGGAAGUGGCCCAUCGGUGGCCACUAAGAAAGCAGCCACUUCUCUGGAAUCAUUCUUCCAAAAAGCUGCAGAAAAGCAGAAAGUCAAAGAAGCUUCACUCCCAUCUCUUACUGCCACGACCCAGGCCCUCAAGAGCAAUUCGCCACUCAAGCCGUCAUUACCUUUCCAAACCAGUCGUACUACAGGAAUCGAGCCCUUCUUUAAGCAGAAAAGUCUGCUUCUAAAGCAAAAAGAGUUAAAUAACCCUCCAAUUGUCUCUCCUCCACAAAAUCCACAGUCUAGCUCUAAAGAGUUACCAACAGAGUAUCUGGAUUCCACCCCUGUCUGUGAAGAGGUUUUGAAGCUAGAAUCCUCUAAAGCAACUACCACAGAGAUGGAUUUGGCUCAAAACAGCCCCAGUGGGCUCACUCCUGUGACUUCCAAGUCUGUUCUGAAGAUGGUUCAGAAGGAAACGACUACCUCGAGUCUUCUGGCUCCUGAGGACCAAGUGCCCUGUGAGAAGUGUGGCUCUCUGGUCCUUGUGUGGGAGAUGCCAGAGCAUAUGGACUACCAUUUUGCAUUGGAGUUGCAGAAAUCCUUUUUGCAGCCCCAGUCCUCAAACCCGCUGAUUGUUCCUGCCAGUUCUCCUCAAAGCAAAAGAAAUCCCAAGAGCCCUUUGGCCUCCAGAAAUAAGCGCCCUAGGCCUGAGGGCAUGCAGACCUUAGAAUCAUUUUUCAAGCCUUUAACACCCUAGUUCUGCCCUCAGGCUUGCUGCAGGGUUUUAAUAUUUUAUCUGUAAUCUGGGAAAUGGAAAUAUGUUCACUUCUCAAGGAAAUUUAUAACUUUAUGAAAUGUUUGAUAAGAAAAAUAAUCAGUUAGAUGCUGAGUUAAGGCUCCCAUCUCUUCCCUGGUAUGGAUUCUAGUUCCAUUGCUGAUAGAGAUGUAAAAAUGCAUCUUCCAGAGAUACAACUGCUUUAUUAUUUUGCUUUGAGUCUUGUAAUCAAGAGUUUAGGGAGGCGGUGUCACGCAGUAAAAAUUGUGAGUCUUGGAGCCUAAGAGAUCUGGUUCCAAAUCUGGCUCUGCCUCUUGGAAUAUAUGUCCAUGAGCAAGUCAAUUUCUUCACCUUGCCUCAUUUUUGAGGUAAUGAGUAAAACUCAGAUAAUGCCUUACCAAUAUUGAAGAUUAAGAACAAUGUGUUUAAAGUACUGUAGCACAGAAAAGGAACUGAGUAAAAAGUUUUUAAAAAAUUUUUCCCUCUAGUUCUGUGACAGGGGCAGUUCAGAUAAUGCCAUGACCAAAAUGUGAGGUUUGAGAAUGUGAAGUGAAGACUUGAAACCCUAAACUGAUAACUAGUUCAGGGCAAGGCUCUGUACACAGAAACUACUCAAUAAAUACUGAAUUUCAUACAAGCAAACCUUAUGCUAGCCACCGUUUUACCCAAUGGCCCUUCUAACUCUUGCAUCUUGUUCUUACGUAGAAUGAGGUUGUGACUGGACCACUUUAGGAACUGUUUGGAUUGGGUAAAUCAUGAUUAGAACUAGAUUAUCUCUAGAACUCUGCGACUCUGAG